AUGGGUAAAGAAGAAAGUAUGGAUGGGGAAGAAGUUUGGGAUGGAGAAGAAGUUAAGGAGGGAGAAAUGAUUAUGGAUGGAGAAGAAGUUAAGGAAGGAGAAGAAAUUAGGGAUGAUGAAGAAAGUAAGGACGGAGAGAAGGAGAAGAAGUCAUGGACGGACAAGAUGUUAUGGAAGGAGAAGAGGGUUUGGGUGGAGAAGAAGUUAAGGAAGGAGAAGAAGUUUGGGAUGGAUAAGGAGUUUGGAAUGGAGAAGAGUUUAAUUAAGGAAGGAGAAGAAGAAGAAGUUAAGGAUGGAGAAAAAGUUAGGGAAGGAGAAGAAGAUAAGGAUUGGGAAAUAGUUUGGGAUGGGGAAGAAGUGAAGGAAGGAGAAGAAGUUAAGGAAGAAGAAGAAGCUUUGGAUGGAGAAAAAGUCAAGAAUAAAGAAGAAGUUAUGGAUGUGGAAGAAGUUAAGGAGGGAGAGAUGAUUAUUAUGGAUGGAGAAGAAAUCAAGGAAGGAGAAGAAGUCACGAACGGAGAAGAUGUUAGGGAAGGAGAAGAUGGUUUGGAUGCAGAAGAAGUUAAGGAAGGAGAAGAAGUUAGGGAAAGAGAGGAAGUUAAAGAAGGUGAAGAAGUUAAGGAUGGAGAAGAAGUUUGGAAUGGAGAAGAAUUUAAGUAUGGAGAAGAAAUCAAGGAGGAAGAAGAAGUUAAGGAAGGAGAAGAAGUUAUGGAUGGAGAUGGAGAAGAAAUUUGGGAUGUAUAUGAAGUUAAGGAAGGAGAAGAAGAAGAAGUUAAGGAUGGAGAAAAAGUUAGGGAAGGAGAAGAAGAUAAGGAUUGGGAAAUAGUUUGGUAUGGGGAAGAAGUGAAGGAAGGAGAAGAAGUUAAGGAAGAAGAAGAAGCUUUGGAUGGAGAAAAAGUCAAGAAUAAAGAAGAAAUUAUGGAUGUGGAAGAAGUUAAGGAGGGAGAGAUGAUUAUUAUGGAUGGAGAAGAAAUCAAGGAAGGAGAAGAAGUCACGAAUGGAGAAGAUGUUAGGGAAGGAGAAGAUGGUUUGGAUACAGAAGAAGUUAAGGAAGGAGAAGAAGUUAGUAAAAGAGAGGAAGUUAAAGAAGGUGAAGAAGUUAAGGAAGAAGAAGAAGAAGUUAAGGACGGAGAAGAAGUUAGGGAAGGAGAAGAAAUUAAGGAUGGGGAAUUAGUUUGGGAUGGGGAAGAAGUGAAGGAUGGAGAAGAAGUUAGGGAAGAAGAAGAAGUUUUGGAUGGAGAAGAAGUCAAGGAUGAAGAAGAAAUUAUGGAUGGGGAAGAAGUUAAGGAGGGAGAGAUGAUUGUUAUGGAUGAAGAAGAAGUCAAGGAAGGAGAAGAAGUCAUGGAUGGACAAGAUGUUAUGGAAGGAGAAGAUGGUUUGGGUGGAGAAGAAGUUAAGGAAGGAGAAGAAGUUAGGGAAAGAGAAGAAGUUAAAGAAGGAGAAGAAGUUAAGGACGGAGAAGAAGUUUGGGUUGGAGAAGAAGUUUGGAAUGGAGAAGAGUUUAAGUAUGGAGAAGAAAUCAAGGAGGAAGAAGAAGUUAAAGAAGAAGAAGAAGUUAUGGAUGGAGAAGAUGUUAAGGGUACAAAAGAAAGUAUGGAUGAGGAAGAAGUUUGGGAUGGAGAAGAAGUUAAGGAGGGAGAAAUGAUUAUGGAUGGAGAAGAAGUCAAUGAAGGAGAAGAAAUUAGGGAUGAGGAAGAAAGUAUGGACGGAGAAGAAGUUAAGGAAGGAGAAGAAAUUAAGGAAGGAGAAGAAGUUAGGGAAAGAGAAGAAGUUUGGGAUGGAGAAGAUGUUAAGGAUGGAGAAGAAGUUUGGGAUGGAGGAGAAGUUUGGAAUGGAGGAGAAGAAUCGAAGUAUGGAGAAGAAAAUAAGGAAGAAGAAGUUUAG
Sphenostylis stenocarpa is the source of this 1881-nucleotide messenger RNA. NCBI's taxonomy places the organism in Eukaryota, Viridiplantae, Streptophyta, Magnoliopsida, Fabales, Fabaceae. The record is from the annotation of a GenBank genome assembly.